GUCCUUGCCUCCCUCAUCGAUCGCCGCCGCCUGUCUCCUCCCAUUUUUCAGUUCCUCAUCUCGUUCUCCUAGGAUCAGCGGAGCUGAAUCAGUCUCUGUUCGGGAAUUCGAUAGAUCCGACAAGGCUCUGCUUUCCUUAGCUGAUUCAGAUCUUGGCUGUUGAGAUGGCAUCAUCAACAGCUGGAGCCACAGGAUGGUUAAGAGGGAGAGUGAAAGCCGUUCCAUCAGGGGACAGCUUGGUGAUAAUGGCCAUAACUAGCAACAGGCCUGGACCUCCACCUGAAAAGACCAUCACUCUGUCAUCCCUCAUUGCUCCAAGACUGGCCCGUAGAGGAGGUAGUGAUGAGCCAUUUGCAUGGGACAGUAGGGAAUAUCUGAGGCAGCUCUGCAUAGGACAGGAAGUCACUUUCAGAGUGGAGUAUGCAGUCCCUAGUAUAGGCAGGGACUUUGGCUCAGUUUUCCUUGGUGAUAAAAAUGUCGCGAUGGAGAUUGUUUCCAAGGGCUGGGCAAAGGUCAAGGAACAGGGGCAGCAGAAAGGUGAGGCUAGUCCAUUUCUUGCUGAACUGAUUCGUCUUCAAGAUGAAGCUAGAGAGCAAGGUCUUGGUUGUUUUAAAAAGGCACCAGGUGCUGCUGAAGCUUCCAUCAGGAAUCUACCUCCGUCUUCCAUUGGUGAUUCCAGUAACUUUGAUGCCAAGGGUCUUGUAGAUGCAAAUAAGGGUAAGACCUUGAAAGCUAUUGUUGAGCAGGUUCGUGAUGGGAGUACCGUUCGGGUGUAUUUGCUACCUGAUUUUCAGUUUGUCCAAGUGUUUGUUGCCGGAAUCCAGGCCCCAUCAAUGGGUAGAAGGCCUACAUCAGAAACUAUAGUUGAAAAAGAAAUUACUGCUGUUGAAGCCAAUGGAGGUGUUUCAGCUGAACCUCGAGCUCCCUUGACAUCUGCACAGAGACUUGCAGGCUCAACAGGAGCUGGUACUGAAGUUGCUCCUGAUCCAUAUGCACUGGAAGCCAAAUAUUUUACAGAAUUUCGUGUUUUGAGUAGAGAUGUCCGCAUUGUUCUGGAGGGUGCUGACAAAUUCAACAAUUUGGUUGGCUCGGUACAUUAUCCGGAUGGUGAAACAUCUAAGGACCUGGCACUUGAGCUUGUGGAAAAUGGUUUGGCUAAGUAUCUCGAUUGGAGUGCAAAUAUGAUGGAAGAAGAUGCCAAGCGGCGUUUGAAGAAUGCAGAGCUUCAAGCGAAGAAAAGCAGAUUGAGGAUGUGGAUGAACUUUGUACCUCUGCCUACAAAUUCAAAGGCAAUUCAUAAUCAAAACUUCACAGGAAAGGUGGUAGAGGUUGUUAGUGGGGACUGCAUUAUCGUUGCUGAUGAUUCUGUCCCAUAUGGCAGUCCUUUAGCAGAGCGACGGGUCAAUCUUUCAAGUAUUAGGUGUCCAAAACUCAGGGAUAGGGAAAAUGAUGGUAAGCCAGAACCCUAUGCCCGGGAAGCAAGGGAGUUUCUCAGAACACGCCUUAUUGGCCAACAAGUGAGUGUUCAAAUGGAAUAUUCUAGGAAGGUGAGCACGGCUGAUGUAACUGCAGCUGCAUCUGGCCCAGCAGAUUCAAGAGUGAUGGAUUUUGGGUCAGUUUUUCUCUUAUCACCUGUGAAAGGUGAUGAAGAUGUUUCUUCUCCAGCAGCUCCAUCCACUGCUGGCAGCCAGCCUGCUGGGGUGAAUGUUGCUGAGCUGGUUGUUGCACGUGGUUUUGGCAAGGUGGUUAGACAUAGGGAUUUUGAGGAAAGAUCAAACUAUUAUGAUGCUCUUAUGGCUGCUGAGUCGCGUGCUAUGGCAGGGAGGAAAGGCCAACAUUCUGGCAAGCAGGCUCCAGUCUCACACAUUACAGACCUUACAACGUCAUCAGCAAAGAAAGCCAAGGAUUUCUUGCCAUUCCUACAUCGUGGCAGGAGGAUUCCCGCUGUUGUGGAAUACGUCCUCAGUGGUCAUCGAUUUAAGUUGUUGAUCCCAAAGGAGACUUGCAGCAUUGCCUUUUCGUUCUCUGGUGUCAGAUGUCCUGGCCGCGGUGAACCCUAUUCAGAUGAUGCUAUGGCACUAAUGAGACGUAAGAUUAUGCAGAGAGAUGUUGAGAUAGAGGUGGAAACUGUUGAUCGAACUGGAACCUUUUUGGGAUCCUUAUGGGAGUCAAGAACCAAUAUGGCAGUGACACUGCUUGAAGCUGGCCUGGCCAGACAUCAGGCUUCAUUUGGCACUGACAGGAUUCCUGAUGCACAUCUUCUUGAACAGGCAGAACAAUCUGCCAAGAGGCAGAAAUUGAAAAUUUGGGAGAACUAUGUUGAAGGAGAGGAGGUGUCCAAUGGUACAGCAGCUGUAAUAGAAAGCAAACAGAAAGAGGUGUUAAAGGUUGUGGUAACAGAAGUCUUGGGUGGUGGAAAAUUUUAUGUUCAAACAGUUGGUGAUCAGAGAGUAGCAUCUAUUCAGCAACAGCUUGCAUCUUUAAAUAUUCAAGAUGCUCCUGUACUUGGUGCCUUCAAUCCUAAUAAGGGUGACAUUGUCCUUGCUCAGUUUAGUGUGGAUAAUUCUUGGAAUCGAGCAAUGAUUGUCAACGCGCCACGUGGAGGUGUUCAGUCCCCUAAAGACAAGUUUGAGGUGUUCUAUAUUGAUUAUGGAAACCAGGAGGAGGUUGCGUACAGUCAGUUACGUCCUCUUGAUUCUUCAGUAUCUGCAGCACCAGCUCUUGCUCAGUUGUGCAGCCUUGCAUACAUAAAGGUUCCAGGUUUGGAAGAUGAGUAUGGUACUGAGGCAGCUCAAUUUUUGAGUGAGCAGACCAUGGGCAGUACCCAUGAGUUUAGGGCCAAGGUAGAGGAUAGGGACACUUCUGGAGGGAAAGUCAAGGGGCAGGGAUCUGGAACAGUUCUCAUUGUAACUCUUGUUGCGGUGGAUGCAGAGAUCAGUGUAAACACUGCAAUAUUACAGGAAGGACUUGCUAAGAUGGAGAAAAGGAGGAAAUGGGAUUCCAAAGAUAGACAGUUGGCACUUGAUAAUUUAGAGAAGUUCCAGAGCGAAGCGAAAACCGGUAGGCGUGGAAUUUGGCAGUAUGGAGAUGUGGAAUCUGACGAUGAGGACACACUUCCUCCAACUGCUGCCAAGAAGGCCGGUGGUCGCCGAUGAGUGUAAUUUUAAUCAUUUGAAGAUGAAGCUUCAGACGGAAACAACUAAGUGGUUGAGGUGAGUUAAAUCAUACUCUCACAUAUCCCCUUUCGGAACUAGGAGAACGGAAUACUGUAAGAGUAAACUUAAAUUUUGUUUUAUUUUCCUGUUUUAGACGCUUUUUUCCUUUUAGUUUUCUCUGCAGCUUAGGGAGACAAUUUUUUUUUUUUACACCGAUCGUAAUAAAGUGAACUGUAAUUGGGUUGUUAUUGGAUUUGAAAAGUUCUCAAUCUACUAUCAAUACUCCUCAAUUUAUUAUCAUUACUCCUAAAAGAAAUAAGCUUUAAUGUUAUUAUAUGAUUAUUCUUUUCAUUAGGAGUUCAUCGAAAGUCUGGCCGCUGGUUGGUCAACCGGCAACCGCCCUUGAAUAUAUAACUGCAAGGUCCGGGAUUAUGAUAUAAACCUCCGGCCGUUCUUGUCAAUUCGGCAAUAGAAUUUGCUGACAAUU
Molecule: messenger RNA, 3642 nt
Organism: Rubroshorea leprosula
Lineage: Eukaryota; Viridiplantae; Streptophyta; Magnoliopsida; Malvales; Dipterocarpaceae
Source: the annotation of a GenBank genome assembly